UAGCUGUCCUAGAAACGAGACGGCGUGAUCAGACGCGACUCACGACUGAGUCCGACCAGUCUGACGCGUAGUCGAUAGAAAACAGCUGGCCGACAGCGAUGGACGACGUUUCGGAGUAGCGUGGCGCAAUCGCGACAGUGAUUGACAGUGAUCGGAAAUCGUCAGAAUUCGAUGACGUUGCGGAAAUCUGCCGCGCGUCGAGAACGCGGGAGAGAUUCACGGGAUUGCCACAGCGUUCCCUAAUCCGUCGUGACACUCGUGACCGAUAGAGGGGAGUCGAUAGAAAAGCGAUCUUACGAUCUAUACGCUGCGAAUGUUUUGUUUCUCGGACACCUAACCUACUUCGAAUGGACACUUCGGUGGCUCGAGUGACAACCCUCGGCUUAUGUGAAUGGCUAGCCAGUAUCGGGGCUAUCGCCGCGAUACGAUGACUUCAUCGCUCGGCACUUCCUCGUUCCCCGACAUUUCUCAAUAUCGCCCGUGACGUAAUCUGCGAGACAUAUACCCUGGCAGGCGAGCAGUAAUUAGUCGCGUAAUUAGUCACGGCCACGAGGACAUCUCCGGAGGCGACGGCUCGAUCCUCCGGUUGAUCCUCUUCGAUUUCACGACGCGACCGCGAAGAUGCUCCAGCGACGAAAUCGCGGCAGAAGACGUGUUCUCGCUGUGACGUACCGUAUUAUUAGCAGGCAAAAUGAACUCGCUGCUGAAGAUGUCCAUAAUGGGCAACAAGAGGAAUCUGUUGGUCCGAGACUCUCUACAGAAACAGCUCAAUACGAGUGUUAUGGAGAUGCAGAGCGCCCCGGGGGUCACCGACGACGGCGUAGUCGGCAACUGCGACGAGACCAUGACCCUCUGCUCCGUCCUGGAGGCUAUAUUUCUGCACGGCUUGAAGGACAGCCUGCUGAAUCGAGUGACGGAAGUUCUCAGCGGUCCCGACUUCGACGCUAUGCCACAGCCAAGCUUCUGGGGUCCACUCUUAGUCUUCUCACAUCGUCAGAUUAUAGAUCAGAUACAAGCAUUGAGCCAAAUCACCACGGAAGUCGGAUACUGUCGAGCAUGGAUACGUAUAGCGCUGAACGAGGGGAUGUUAGCUAGCUACUUUUGCGCUAUAAGGAGAGAUAAUUCAGCCUUAAAACCGUAUUACAAUCGUUCAGCUUACAUCAGGGAUGUAGACCUUGUCGAAGUUGCGCAGAGAUUGAUAGAAAACUUGGAUUAUGUACGAUUCGAAUUGGCUUGCAACAGUAGCCUCUUGAACUUUUGGUCCUCCACUCCUCUACUUAUAGCUGGCAUCUGGUCCCCACCAAUGAAAUCUUGUCCUGUAUUUAGCGCUGUAGAUAUAGCGAAAACGAUAAACAGCGAAACGACCGAUAAUUUUGAUGAAGUAGAAACUGCAAGUUCCAUCGGUAGUUCCAUCGGAAUAGGAUCUUUCACUUCCUCCCAAUCUGUGUUUAAUAACGUAGCAUCUAUUACAGAAGAUGAGGCAUUGAAAAUUAUUCUGACCGAAGGGAAAUCUAAUAGCGUUAUUCAACAAUUGCACAAUAAUCCUGCGGAUGCUGUAACAAACAGCCUACAAGAAAACAAUGCUCAACAGUUAUACAGUGAUUCUGCAGAUAGAACUGUAAAAAACUCGGAAGAAGACGUCAAGCAAGAGGUCAAGGAGAUACAACUGAUGUCAAAUGGCUAUGCAGAAAAUGCAGAUAAUAUUGUUGAUACGGAGGAUCCGCUACAAGAUACUUUGAAAGACGAAAUCGUUAAUGAUACUAAUGCGGCUACUGUGGGAAAUUCGUUAAUAAGAAAGUUAGGAUGGUCAACGUCGAUUGAGGAUUGUCAGUCUUCUUUAACUUCACCUGUGAUAUCCCAUGGAUCAGGCGCGGAUGCACCUCGUACACCCGGCGAGGGUCCUACGUACGAUGCACUCAUUCAAAGUUAUCAAACUGGAAAUAGCACGGUAACAGACCUGCAAGAAUUUCUAAACAAGUAUCCAAAGAAAGAAACUGUUGAAGAAGGAUCCACCAAGGCUCAGCCAGAACCAAAGGCUGUGGUGAAUUUUGACGAGCAGUUAGGUAAUAUUCCAAGAGAAAAAGGUUUAGAUGUGCAAAAUUACGGUUGUUUUGAUUGCGGUUAUGCAAUUGGCAUGACCUUUUCUAAAGCGCACGUGUGUGCGUACUCGGGCGAUUACUACUGUUCAAAGUGCAUGGCAGAGGGGCAAUAUCUCAUACCGUCACGUAUGAUUCAUAAUUGGGACUUGAAACAAUAUUCCAUUAGCCGAAAAGCCGCUUCGUAUCUGGAAGGCAAGCCGGCCCUGUUGGAUAUAAAGAUCUUAAAUCCGAAAAUUUACAUGGCAGUAGAUACUAUGGCACAAUUGCAGUCGUUACGGAUUCAAUUGAAUCUGUUGAGAGCAUAUUUAUUCACAUGUCGCGAACCCAUUAUUGAAUCCUUACAGAAAAAGGUCACACCGAGAGAUUACUUGUACGAACAUGUUCAUCAAUAUUCCGUUUCCGAUCUUCUGGAUAUACCCAAUGGAAUUCUCGCACAGCAACUUCAAAGGAUUGUUGAAUUCGCGAGGAAUCAUGUAAUAAAUUGUUGGCUUUGUAGUCAGAAGGGCUUUAUAUGUGAAGUGUGUAACGAUACAAAAGUCAUUUAUCCUUUUGAUAUGGAGUCUACAUUCCGGUGUGGAGCGUGUAAUGCCGUAUUUCAUGCAAACUGUUUAAACGCCAGUAAACCAUGCCCGAAAUGCGAACGCAGACGUAAACGGAUGGAUAUGCCUCUUUUGGAUAUGGGAUGUACAGAUCUACCUAAUAGCACUAUGUCGUUGGUUCCCAUUGAUAUGAAUUAAUAGUAUAUCGUUGAUUUGUUUAAUAUUUUAUUAUGCAGUAUUGUUUGCAUUUCGAAAGAAAAUUAAUUUUGCCACGCAUAUCCUUGUAACCAUGAAUUUUGACGCUCGAUAUUUUCAUGUAAAUAAUUGUAUCAUGCGCAUAAAAUUAUAUGGAAAUGUAACAUAUUGUUUGUCAACUCUUCUCGAAUUAUUAUAUAUCGUUAUUAUAAACUUAUGUAUAUUCUGAUAAAAAUAUUUGUACCUUCCGAGGCAGCUUUCCGUACAAAAUACAUAUUAUAUAAUAGAGACAUUUAUUAUAAUUCUAUGUACA
Molecule: messenger RNA, 3146 nt
Organism: Acromyrmex echinatior (Panamanian leafcutter ant)
Lineage: Eukaryota; Metazoa; Arthropoda; Insecta; Hymenoptera; Formicidae
Gene: Plekhm1
Product: Pleckstrin homology and RUN domain containing M1
Source: RefSeq, a predicted model, not a curated record